CAGAAGCCAAGCAAGACAUGGCAGCGCCACAGGACCACUGAACCUCGACAUUUCAGCAGCAAGGUCAUACCAGAUGAUGCAAGCUUGGGCCUAGGGAUGCGCCAAGCAAGUUUGCAAAACAAGACCUGUCAGCAGGGUGAAUCAGUAACAAGACAGAGUCGACCUGUGCAGGAAGCAACUUUGCUGCUGGCGCUCAAGAGUACUGUAAACUGGUGAGCCAGCAAUGUGCGCAGUCUGAACAAAUGGGUAUGCCGACAACACUUGUCAGAGCGGCAAACGCAUAUGCAGACAACGCUGCUCAGCGCGACAAACGUGUAUGCCGUCGGUGCGGUUCACCGCGACGAACGCGUAUGCAGACGGCGCUGGUCACCGCGACGAACGCGUAUGCAGACGGCGCUGGUCACCGCGACAAACGUGUAUGCCGUCGGUGCGGGUCACCACGACGAACGCGUAUGCAGACGGCGCUGCUCACCGCGACAAACGUGUAUGCCGUCGGUGCGGGUCACCGCGACAAACGUGUAUGCUGACGGCGCUGGUCACCGCAACAAACGUGUAUGCAGACAAGGCGCGCGCGGGCGCGGAUCCAGCUCGGCUUUUGGUGUUGAGGCGCCACGUGGGUCGUGUGCACUGCAGCCAUCUGCGCGCGAACUCUUUCGCAGCUUGACACUCGUACCAGAGGAUCCACACUCUGGUCAACGCCAGAUGAUAGCCACGCCUCUCACCUCACUACUACACUAGAUUCUCCAACUCAAAAACUUUCGACGGUCAGCGCUGUGACUACACUUUAUUCAACAU
Messenger RNA from Ceraceosorus bombacis, 795 nucleotides. The record is from the annotation of a GenBank genome assembly. Lineage: Eukaryota; Fungi; Basidiomycota; Exobasidiomycetes; Ceraceosorales; Ceraceosoraceae.